AGGAGGAGAAAUUGAGUUUCUCACAGUGACUGCAUAUGAAGGGACAGAAGAAAGGAAGCGUUUCUUGCGCGUCCGCAAGUCAUAUGACAGCACCAAGCACUUCCUCCAUACUUGUGCGAACGCCACAACACUGGCAGCUUUUUGUUGAAGUUGAGUAGUAAUAUCAACUUCAAGAUGUUGGCACUUAUAAACCGGCUUUUGGACUGGUUCAAGUCCCUCUUUUGGAAAGAGGAGAUGGAGUUGACUCUGGUUGGACUUCAACACUCGGGGAAAACCACAUUUGUUAACGUUAUAGCUUCUGGGCAUUUUAGUGAAGACAUGAUCCCUACAGUUGGAUUCAACAUGAGGAAGGUCACAAAAGGCAACGUUACCAUCAAGAUCUGGGAUAUAGGAGGGCAGCCGAGGUUCAGGAGCAUGUGGGAACGUUACUGUCGGGGAGUUAACGCAAUUGUAUACAUGGUGGACGCAGCUGACCGUGAGAAGGUGGAGGCUUCCAGAAAUGAGCUGCACAAUUUGUUAGAUAAGCCUCAGUUGCAAGGAAUUCCUAUUUUGGUUCUUGGCAACAAAAGAGAUAUCCCCAGUGCUCUAGACGAGAAGCAGCUCAUUGAAAACAUGAACUUGGCAGCUAUUCAAGACAGAGAGAUUUGCUGCUAUUCUAUUUCCUGCAAAGAGAGAGACAACAUAGAUAUCACACUGCAGUGGCUCAUCCAACACUCAAAAUCUGGGAGAAGCUGAAAGUACAGGAACUCUGUCCUCCCAGCUCCAUCUGCCAUGUUACCCUCAUGCCACACCCUGUUCACUCUGUGAUGAUGAUGUACAGUGUUCCCUCCAACUUGCUGCACUGUUCCCCCCGCUCGUGCCCCCCUGUUGUUCUAAUUUCAUCCCAUGAUUCUCCCCCACAAAACCCCAUACUACUGCACUACUAAAAGAUGGUACCCGCUGGUCUAUACCAAAUUCCACAUCCCAUGAGUCACAGAAUGGGCAUUACACCUCUGCCAUGAGGGGCUACUUUAGUCUCCUGAACGGAGAGAGGUUCAGUCUGUCUGCCUUUUGCAUUCUACGGGCUAAACAACAGGCGUUUCCCACACCUGUAAGCCCAACAACCCAACUGUCUAUAACACUAGUGUAGCGAUCCUACACCCUCAGGAUGGGUUGUUUAGCCAUUCACUGGGUCCUCUAAUCAUGAUACAUGUUCUCCAGACAGUCCUGUGUGAAGCUAUAGGGGAAAGAACAUAGACAUUCACUACAUGACCAAAAGUAUGUGGACACCUGCUUGUCGAACAUCUCAUUCCAAAAUCAUGGGCAUUAAUAUCCA
Messenger RNA from Coregonus clupeaformis (lake whitefish), 1315 nucleotides. RefSeq names its product ADP-ribosylation factor-like protein 8B-A. The record is from RefSeq and is a predicted model, not a curated record. Bases 175 to 735 code for a protein of 186 amino acids. The transcript is spliced from 7 exons. Gene Ontology annotation, molecular function: GTPase activity; GTP binding. Lineage: Eukaryota; Metazoa; Chordata; Actinopteri; Salmoniformes; Salmonidae. Gene Ontology annotation, biological process: anterograde axonal transport; protein transport. Gene Ontology annotation, cellular component: lysosomal membrane.